Messenger RNA from Ixodes scapularis (black-legged tick), 731 nucleotides. Its product is annotated as thiopurine S-methyltransferase. The transcript has 8 exons. NCBI's taxonomy places the organism in Eukaryota, Metazoa, Arthropoda, Arachnida, Ixodida, Ixodidae. Gene Ontology annotation, molecular function: thiopurine S-methyltransferase activity. The record is from RefSeq and is a predicted model, not a curated record. The coding region runs from base 39 to 710 and encodes 223 amino acids.
CUCGAAGACUGAGACGACAAGGGCUGCAUCCCGAGAACAUGUCGGACGAAUCGACGGAGCAGCACUGGGCCCACCUCUGGAGUACGGGCGAUACCAACUGGCAUAACCCAGACGGAGACCCAUUCUUAAAGAAACAUCAAGACGUCAUCUUGGCUGGGAAAGAAGAUGCCCAAGUCUUUGUGCCACUGUGCGGGAAAGCUGUAGAAUUGAAAUGGUUCUACGACAAAGGUCACCGUGUCGUUGGCGUCGAAGUGGUGGAAGCUCCAGUUCGAGAAUUUUUCGACGAGAACGCACUGCCCUGUGAAGAAAGCUUCUGUCCCGUGCUGAAUCGCAAGAUAUUGCAGACACCAGACAAAAGGCUGCGAAUAUUCAUCUGCAACAUAUUUGAUUUUAACACGUCUUGCGCAGGUCCGAUGGACAUCGUCUGGGACAAAGGAGGCCUGAUCGCAGUCGGCGACGCAGACGCCCCUAGGUACGUGUCCAUUCUGAAGUCAUUGCUGGCCCCCGAUUUUUCCUACGGCCUGUGGGUGAUCGAUUACGAGGCUGAAGGAUACGCAGGCACUCCCAGACCUAUGCCGGAGGGACGGAUUCGGAACCUGUUUGGAGACGGCAUGAAGCUCACGUUGGUCGACAAGAGCGAGCCGAAAGUGGGCCGCUUCCUUCCGAGACUGUCGACGCGGUGCCUGUGGCACCUAACGGGUCGACCUUGAGCUCGACAUCAGGGGCCAGUG